AUGGCUCCAAGGUGGUGGGUGCAGCGCAGCAGUGCCCCUGGAGACGAAGGCUUGUGCAUCUGUCCCUUUGAGAAGUUCUGCAGCCUGGCCACAGCUGCCCUGCCCUCCCCCCGCUCCGCAGACCCAGCCUUCAGAGUCACUGGCUUCUCAGACCCGGCCUACAUCCAGCUCUUGAGAUCACAUGCUCCUGGAAAUCGGGACAGCGGGAGUUUCAAACAUGCAUCUUUGCUGUGUCCUUCCAUAUCACCCCCAUCCAGACACCCCCUCUGGGAAGUAGCAAACAGUGACGCCCAGGGCACUGAGAGGUUGGAGCGUCAGACAACUCAGAAGAGCCACGAGACUCAGUCCAGUGCCUUGAUCUCUCUGAGUCUCCUGUUGGGGGAGGACCCAGGACACCUGUCCCGGCAACCGCAGGCCACCAGUUCACAGGAGCCACUUGGCUGUCCCAGGCCCUCUGAGGUGGGCUCAGAAUACCCGCCUUUCUUCCACAUUCAUGAGCAGCCCCUGGCUAUGGAGGAGCUGGCUCAGCAGGUUGAACUCUGCCCAGGACACAAAGCUGGCUGGAGCAGCAGAAAGGGCCUGUUCCUCGGGGAGUCGGCGCCACCCAGUGGCUUCUUCCCAUACUACCGCUCUCAGGAAGAGCUUCUCCCCAGCACCACCCCUCAAGGCUGCCAGUGUCUGGGCACCAGAGACCACUUUCCUGGAAGUGGGGCACAGGAUGGCUGCUGCAAGGUGACAUGGGAUGGAUUCCCUUGUGCUUUGGCAGGGCCAGACCUCCUCGCCUCUGGCUUUUCAUCCUCACCAGCCUGCUGUCACUUCUUAGGAGGGUUCACGCCUGAUGGCGACCGGUCUUCCCUUCUCUGGGGACCGUGUUUUGAUGCUUCAGGAUUUGUACCAUACUACAGAAGCCCUGAAGAGGAGCUUCACACCAGCCCGGUGCCUCCCUCUUCUGUGCUGGGGAGCUCGAGGGAGUGA
Molecule: messenger RNA, 975 nt
Organism: Onychomys torridus (southern grasshopper mouse)
Lineage: Eukaryota; Metazoa; Chordata; Mammalia; Rodentia; Cricetidae
Source: RefSeq, a predicted model, not a curated record